Messenger RNA from Pyrgilauda ruficollis (rufous-necked snowfinch), 558 nucleotides. Its product is annotated as erythroid transcription factor-like. Gene Ontology annotation, molecular function: RNA polymerase II cis-regulatory region sequence-specific DNA binding; DNA-binding transcription factor activity, RNA polymerase II-specific; zinc ion binding. The annotation marks the transcript as partial. The record is from RefSeq and is a predicted model, not a curated record. The transcript is spliced from 3 exons. Gene Ontology annotation, biological process: negative regulation of transcription by RNA polymerase II; positive regulation of transcription by RNA polymerase II; cell fate commitment. Lineage: Eukaryota; Metazoa; Chordata; Aves; Passeriformes; Passeridae.
CUGUACUGGUCUAUAAUGAUCUGUACCGGUCCGUACUGGUCCUCACUGGUCCGUACUGGUCCGUACUGGUCUGUACUGGUCUAUAAUGAUCUGUGCUGGUCCGUACUGGUCCUCACUGGUCCAUACUGGUCCUUGCCGGCAGAGGCGCGCGAGUGCGUGAACUGCGGGGCCACGGCAACGCCGCUGUGGCGCCGGGACGGCACCGGGCACUACCUGUGCAACGCCUGCGGGCUCUACCACCGCCUCAACGGGCACAACCGGCCCCUGAUCCGCCCCAAGAAGCGCCUGCUGGUGAGCAAACGCGCUGGCACCGUCUGCAGCAACUGCCAGACCAGCACCACCACGCUGUGGCGCCGCAGCCCCCGCGGGGACCCCGUCUGCAACGCCUGCGGCCUCUACUACAAACUGCACCGGGUGAACCGGCCGCUGACGAUGCGCAAGGACGGCAUCCAGACCCGCAACCGCAAGGUCUCGGCCAAGGGCAAGAAGCGGCGCCAAGGGGGGGGCGCCGGCCCCGGGGGGGUCCCCGAAACCUCGGUGGGCCCCCCCCUGCCCCCC